AUGAAGAAUAGAAGAGAUAGAAAAGAGAAAAGGGACCGACUCAGUGACUUACCGGACCAUGUCUUGCUUCAUAUGAUGAAACUCAUCAACACAAAACAAGCUGUGCAAACUUGUAUAUUGUCUUCAAGAUGGAAGGAUCUUUGGCGACGUCUCACAAAUCUUGCAUUGAAUUUCUCCGACUUUUCCCGUGGUACACCCCAUUUCACCUCGUUUGUGUCUUCGAUUCUGUAUCAUCGAGAUGAUUCAGUUUCUAUGCAUGAUAUUGAUUUGAGGCGAAAAGGUUGCAUUCGACCUGAACUCGUUGAUAAGAUCAUGACAUAUGCUAACUCACAUGAUGUCCAUAGUUUAAGACUUGGAGUUGAUUUGAGUUUUAGUCGUGGUUAUUCGUUGCACAUUUGCAUAUUUUCUUGCCAAUCUUUGACAAAUCUUAAGCUUUCCGUUAGGGCUGUCCCUUGUAUGACACAACUUCCAUCUUCAUUGCAUUUACCAGCAUUACAAAGCUUGCAUCUUGUGUAUGUCACUUUUACUGCAAAUGAAAAUGGCGUUUCUGAUCCAUUUUCAAAUUGUCAUGCAUUGAACACUUUAGUCCUCGAAUGCUGUAAUCUACAUCGCGGAACAAGUUUACUUUGUGUAUCUAAUUCCAAUCUUUCUAGUUUAACAAUAGGAAGUACUAUUCAAGAAGUAGGUUACAAAAUUGUGCUUUCUACUCCAAACAUCAAUUCUAUCACACUCACGCGUGAUCUCAUUCACCAGAUUUCUGUAUGCAAUAUCUCUUUUCUUGAACAAGUCAAUAUUGAUGUCAAAGAAAAUGUUCAUAUGUUUUAUGAGAUUACUUAUUCAGGCUUAAUUAGUUGCCUCCAAGUGCUUGCUAACUAUGUUAAGAUAUUGAAGCUUUCUUGGAGUACCCUUAAGGUUCUACUUCGCUCUUCUGAUUCAACCAUAACUCAACUUCCUUACUUUGUUAGAUUGAAGUCAUUGAAAUUCAAAGUGAAUCCAUCAAAUAUAUUAGAUGAGAAUGUUAGAAGUCUUGUGGACUGCUUUAUUAAAAAAUGUCCACCGGCCAUAGUGUAUAUUGAUUUUCGUACAUGA
Molecule: messenger RNA, 1089 nt
Organism: Vicia faba (fava bean)
Lineage: Eukaryota; Viridiplantae; Streptophyta; Magnoliopsida; Fabales; Fabaceae
Source: the annotation of a GenBank genome assembly